Molecule: messenger RNA, 1126 nt
Organism: Homarus americanus (American lobster)
Lineage: Eukaryota; Metazoa; Arthropoda; Malacostraca; Decapoda; Nephropidae
Product: 1,5-anhydro-D-fructose reductase-like
Exons: 9
Coding region: 108-1103 (331 amino acids)
Cellular component (GO): cytosol
Molecular function (GO): aldose reductase (NADPH) activity
Source: RefSeq, a predicted model, not a curated record
AAUUUAGAGUCAGUUAUCCGGCGACUGUGAGGGGAGAGUAGAUUGACCUGUGAGGGGAGAGUAGAUUGACCUGUGAGGGGAGAGUAGAUUGACCUGUGAGGAGAGAGAUGUAUCGUUUUAAUGGACUCUUCCGUGAUCCCAGGAAGCAUAAACCUGCAUGGACGGGUGAAAUAAGGCUAGAUACUUCACAUUUUUUGCCUCUUUUGGGAUACAGCACUAAGAUGAAUGAGGAUAUUACACUUACAAGACGCAACGUGACCCACGCUGUCAACAGGAAAAUUAGCUACAUUGAGAGCGCUUACUCCCACAACUGUGAGAAGGUGAUAGGCCAGAUAUAUGAGAAGGCUUGGCUAAGAGGCUACAAGAGGAGGCAGUUCUUCGUUUCUAGUAAGGUGCCCAUGAUAGGAUACGAGGGACAUCUUGCGAGUAAAUUUAUGAAAUUGUCAAGGAGAAACCUCGGCGUACAAGAGAUGGAUGCCUGCUUCGUGGAGGGGCCUGUGGGCUUACAAGGCAAGGACUUAAACGAUGUUUGUCCAGUGAAUGAGAAAGGAGAGUGUAUCCUUGAUGAGGGUAGUGACUUCAUCCGUGUGUGGCGCACCAUGGAGGACCAGUUCUUGCUGAACCACACCAACUUCAUUGGUCUCUGUAACUUCAACAUCGACCAAAUAAACACAAUAUGUCAAUGGGCCAGGUUCCCACCACACAUGGUUCAGAUGGACAUCAAUGUAUACAACAUGCGCAAGGAAGAGAGGAGGAUACUCAGGGAAUGGCGUAUCAAGAUUAUAGCUACACACAUCUUUGGCUCUCCCACCUUCAUCCCCACGAAGGACCGCCCAGUGUUGAGGAAACAUCCCACAGUGAUGAAGCUUGCCUCUGACCAUGGAGUGGUGGCCAAUGUCAUAUUAGUGAAGUUCCUCACCCAGCAGAAUAUUGUCUGCAUGCUCCCUGGUUGUUCCAGAGAUGAACAGGACCAGAUCUAUGCUAAUAUCACAAAGUUCCAGCUGAGUUACGAGGAAAUGGUGAUGCUCAACAAGCUGGACACAGAGGGUGCUGCGAGACUCAUGGAUUUCCCUGACUACAAAGGGGACAUCUGUUUUACCUGAGCCCCAGUGAACCCCAAGAUGAU